AGUCUGUCCCCGACUCCUUCGCCACGCUAGGAGGGACUUGAGUCCGUACUGGGCACUCCCUCUGCACGCCUGCCCAUUCCUAAUUUCGUCUUGCAGCGGUUGAGCGAGGCACCGGCAACGCCUGUCGGGAGUCACGCGUUGACGCCUGUGUAACGCUUCUUUUCGGGGUUUUUAAUGGGGAGACGGCUUAGAGGGGUGUAGGGGUUUCGGGGAAAGCGCAAACGGUGCAGCCCCUCCCUCUUUUUGUUUGUCUUUUUGUUUUUGGUCGACGCUUCUGUCAGCACACGCGGAGACACACACGUACAUACGCACGUAGCUAAACUAGCUGCUGCAAAAAGCAGAAGACAAACAACUGAAACUGCGCACCGUGAUGAAGAAGGCACGAUAUCUUGUUAGUCAAAAGAAGCUGCGGACGGUGGACAAGGAUGUUCCGCGCGGCGGGAUUGAUCUAGACCUGACGGAGAUCCACCCUGGCAUCGUGUGCAUGGGCUAUCCCGCAAACGGCGUGGAGGCGCUCUACCGCAACAAGUAUGAGGACGUCCUGCGGUAUCUGGACUACAAGUACAAGACGGAGUACAUGGUGUACAAUCUCUGUCGGGAGUGUGCCUACCAGUACGGCUCAGACAAAUUCCACGGACGGGUGCGAUGUUUUCCGUUUUUCGAUCACGCGGCGGCACCACUGCAACUGAUGCCCGCCUUUGUGAAGGACGUGAAGGAAUACUUAGCCGAGCACCCACACGGAGCUGCGGUGAUUCAUUGCAAAGCCGGCAAAGGUCGUACCGGCGUGAUGGCAUGCUGCCUCCUUCUCGCGCUCGACCCCGCGUUUCUGCAAUCUGCUGACACAGUUAUGCGGUACUACGGAGAGAAGCGCACCAAGGACGGGAAUGGACUGACGGUGCCCAGCCAGCGGCGCUCGGUGGAAUACUACGCACGUCUGCUGGCGGAUUACAACGGCGAGGUCCCUGCGACGCUGCCGACGAUUGCGAUCACGCGCAUUAGAUUUGUAGCGAUGCCCAAGAAAUGGUCGCUGCACACACUGACACUGCUGGUGAACAACAAGGAAGUGCCGCACUACGCCGCUAACGUGCGGGAGUCGAGCAAAGGUCUCCACGUGGAUCGCACGUACACCAUCACGGAGAACGGGGUGGAAUGCGGCGUGCUGACGUUGAUGUGCGAGGGCGAGCGGCGGCUGCGGCAGCUCAGCGGCGAUCUGCGUUUUGAGUUCUACGGCUCCAACAACUCGCUCAUCGGUGUGCUGUCCAUCAACACUCUUUUUAUGGAGAAGACGUACAGCGGCAGAGAGGUGGAUAAGCUGUCGAAGAAGUGCAGCGACAAGUGCUGCAUCGAAUUUGACUUCACUUUUUCACAGGAAUAA
This is a messenger RNA of Leptomonas pyrrhocoris, 1375 nucleotides long. Its product is annotated as putative tyrosine phosphatase. The transcript has a single exon. Lineage: Eukaryota; Euglenozoa; Kinetoplastea; Trypanosomatida; Trypanosomatidae. The coding region runs from base 371 to 1375 and encodes 334 amino acids. Gene Ontology annotation, molecular function: phosphatidylinositol-3,4,5-trisphosphate 3-phosphatase activity; phosphoprotein phosphatase activity. Gene Ontology annotation, cellular component: cytosol. The record is from RefSeq and is a predicted model, not a curated record. Gene Ontology annotation, biological process: dephosphorylation.